UUAAUCUUAAUAGUGAUCAAAACAAUGGCUGCAGAUUCAGAUGAUGCUUUGUACACUUUCUUGGAAAGCCGCAAUGUGAAUACAGAGCUUAUGAAAAAGGAAAAGAUUGACCUAGCUGCAUUACGAGUUAUAGAUGAUAAAGAAUUGUCUAACUUUAUACCACAUUAUGGUGACAGAGCGGCUCUUCGUUCUUAUAUAAAAAAGGAAGAUGACAAAAAAAAGAAAAAAUCAAAAGUUACACUGGUAGCUUCUUUGAGACAGAAGUUAAAAGACAUGAGAAGACCAAAGAAAUCAAAUGCCAAAAAUCAGAUGUCAGAAAGUGAUUCUGAUGUGGAGGAACAUAUUGAAAACACAAUAAAUCCUUAUAAAGGCAAUCAAAAUGCUACAAAAGAGUCUCGUAAAAUUAAACUAGGAAUUAAAUCAAAAUUAGAUGAUACUUUUGUGAAUAUCAGAGUUAAGAAAGGAGGAGGUCCAAGAGACAUUACAGUUAAAAAGUCUUCCAAGAAGAAGGAACUUAUUGAGCAGGCCAAAGAAUUGAACUUUGGUAAAUCUGGUACAAGUAAACUAGGAUGUGUUGAUGACUUCUCUUUUGACAUGCAAAAUUUUGAGGAAGAUAUUCUUGAUGAUGAAAUAAGUGUUGGAAAGCUGUAUGAGCAGACAGGUUUAAGCAAGCUGACAUUUUAUCUUCUUCUCAUUCCUGCAUGUAAAUAUGAAGAUUUGCCAAAAAUACAAAGACCCCUCAAAAGACACAGAACAACAAACAGUAGCACUUCAGAUGAUGAUGAAAACUUGCCAGACCCAAGUGAAGUUGUUAGCUUUGAUAUACUUUCUGAGGCAAUGUUGGCUGCUGAUGUGCCAUUGUGCUUCCAAGAACCAAACAUCAAUCUUGAUUAUGUUGAGGAUUCUUCAUGCAUCAAUACAGUUCCAGCAGCAUGUAACAGCACAAAUCCUGCAUCAUGCAUCAGCACAGUUCAUUCUGAAGAACUUGUUUCCAUAAAUUCUCCAUUAUCUUUAAGAUCUAAUCCCAGUCAGCAUCUUGAAAACUUAGUACCAGCAGCAAUUACAGUGCCUCAAGAAAUUUCACUCAAAACAGAUAAAGUUCUUAGAAUCCAUAGAGUGACCCUGUUGGAUGAAAUGCUUGUUUUCUUUAAAGAUCCAGAGGUAAUGAACAAGAAUAUCACAUUUGAAUUUGUCAGUGAGCAUGGUUCGGAUAUGAAUGGAGUUUCAAGAGAUGCUUAUUCUGCAUUCUGGAUUGAAUUUUUCAGGCGUUCAGCUGAAGGGGAGGAAUCCAGAGUACCUGCCCUGAACUCAAAAUGGCAAGGGGAUGAAUGGCAGGCUAUCGGUAGAAUAUUUGCCAAGGGUUUUGUUGAUCAAAAUGUUUUUCCCAUACAAAUGUCGCCAGUAACUACUAUAGUAGUUUCAUUUGGUGAAGCAUCAGUGACUGAUAAAAUUCUGAAUGAUGCUUUCCUCAGCUACAUCAGCAAAACAGAAAGGGACACUUUAUCCUCAGCUUUGAACAAAGAGACUUUUGAUGAAGAAAUGUUUGAUGACCUGCUAGACUUGUUAGACAGGUUUUCAUGCAAGCAGAGACCCACAAAAGAAAACCUACACAGUCUAUUAAACAAUAUAGCACAUAAAGAGCUCAUCCAAAAACCUAAAUAUGCCACAGACAACAUGGCUCUUGGGUGCAGAGAUGCUUUACUCUCACACUUUCUCUCGGUUGAGAAAAUAUUGAUUACCUAUCAAGAUAUGGAGCCAACACCCAAAAAGGUCUUAAAAAUGAUAGAGGCCAUUCCAAAAGGACACAGUGAGGCAACACCAUUGCGCUAUUUACAGCAGUAUAUAAGAGGUCAAAGUAGUGUAUCAUUGAAAAAACUCUUGCGUUUUCUCACUGGAUCAGAGGCCAUCACAGUUGAUAAAAUAGAGGUGACCUUUACCCAACUAGAGGGGCUUGGUCGAAGACCAAUUGCCCACACGUGUGGUCCUCUCCUAGAGUUGCCCAGUACUUAUUUAAGCUAUCCAGAGCUUAGGAAUGAAUUGGACAGCAUAUUAGCAGAUGAUUCCUGUUUUGUAAUGAAUAUGGCAUAACAAGUUUUUCCAGAUCAAAAUUUGUCCAUUGUUUGUCAUUGCUUUUUCUCCAGAACAGGACCAAUUUUAAACAAACUUUGCACAAAAAUUUGGAUUUUAUAAUAUUCAAGUUUGUUGAAAUUAAGGGCCAUAUCCCUUUCCAAAGGAAGAUAACCGUGAAAUAGUAAAAAUAUUAGUAAUGAAUUAUGAAUGUCUUUUUUCCAAAACCACUGAUGCAAUUCAUAAAAAAAUUAAGGAACUCAUAAUUUUCAGGUGAGUGAUGUGGCCUGUAUGCCUCUGGUCUGUAGAAAGUCUGUUUUUCUCCUUCUACAUAUGUAAAAUAAUUUGUGUGCACAAUGAUUAUGAAUUUAUAGAACCAGGAAUUGAAAUCUAGUUUCAGAGGCAGAGGCUCAAUUCAUU
Saccostrea echinata is the source of this 2487-nucleotide messenger RNA. RefSeq lists its product as uncharacterized. Lineage: Eukaryota; Metazoa; Mollusca; Bivalvia; Ostreida; Ostreidae. Bases 25 to 2088 code for a protein of 687 amino acids. Gene Ontology annotation, molecular function: ubiquitin-protein transferase activity. The record is from RefSeq and is a predicted model, not a curated record. The transcript is spliced from 2 exons.